Messenger RNA from Theileria annulata, 2127 nucleotides. Its product is annotated as Zinc finger-like regulatory protein, putative. Bases 1 to 2127 code for a protein of 708 amino acids. The record is from RefSeq and is a predicted model, not a curated record. The transcript has a single exon. Gene Ontology annotation, molecular function: mRNA binding; metal ion binding. NCBI's taxonomy places the organism in Eukaryota, Apicomplexa, Aconoidasida, Piroplasmida, Theileriidae.
AUGGCCAACUGCUCAAACACUUGGGCUGAAAAGCCCAUCGUCCCAGAGAAAGAAGUCUUAGAUAAUCCAGUUUUGAACGUCACAGAAGAAAUCAAAGGAAGCAUACUCACGAAUUGGGUUAGUCCCAACGAUUUGACCCCGUACAUCGAAUCAACAUCUUCCUCCACAACCUACAUCUCGGAAAACGGCUUCCCCUCACAAAACAUUUCAACGGAGGAUAAUUUUAACAACGUCCAAGAUGAAGAUUGGGCCAACACCCUCGAAACAUGUCUGAACAGACCAAUCGACGCAAACUUUAACCAGUUUUACGAUUACCCAGAAAGACAAUCAAGAGGAAGCUUCGAAGAACAACUGAAUAACUAUUUUAACGAAAACAUUGAUGGAAUUCAUAGCGAUUUUAAAGGAACCUUGGACGAUAUUGAUUUUAAGCUCAUGACCUCCAUCGAAGAUAUCGACUCGACGCAUACGAAUAUUGACGUUGACCCGAAUCUAAUCAACAACAUUGACAUCGAGUCGAAGCUCCUGAAUCCACACGAAAUAGAAUCAAAGCUUGUAAGGAACCUGAAGAGACAAGAUGAUUUAAUUGUGCAGAAAACUGUUUUGAAUGGUUGCAAAAUGCCCAACUACGGAGAAUCAUUAAGGGUUAACGAACGUAAGGCGGUUUUUAGGGGAUCAAAUGAAAAUAACUUACCAAAUGGCCAUAAUUUCUCUGCUCCAGGUGGAAUUCAUCAUGAACAAUACCAGAAUUUUGGUGGACUUGACCAACAAUCGAUAAAUAAUACCACCGCAAGUCAACUUCCAGGCCAAUCCAUUACCAAUGAAAACCUAAGAGCCCUAGCAAACGAGAACAUUGACAACGUUACGGACACAGUCAGUGAUUUGAUUAACGAUUCAAUGAGUGAUAGCAUCACUGAUACGAUAAGUGAUAUGGGAAGUGUAACGAACGUCAAUACGCAGUUAAAGGGUAAUGGAAGUAACUGUGAGAACAAUCAUAGUAUUAACGCAACUUACGGUGGUUAUAGAUAUCCAGGAUCCUUAAACUCGAACAAUGCUCCUUCAAUUGGUCAAAAUUACCCGAAUUCGAUUAACUGCUCAAUGGCUUCAAAAGACCAAGCGAACCAGCUGGCUGGAUCAUUUCUAGGGGAUAUAUUCCAUCAAAGCGAGUUGAAUGGCUUAUCAGAAGUGGCUAACGAUUCCUACAAGGACCGAACUGAAUCUCUCAGCUACUUCAAUAAAGACAUGAUCAACUCAAUCAACGAGUCCUACUACAAAACCCUCAACAACAAUGUUGAAAUCGACUAUAUCUUUAACAAUAUGGACUCCCUAUCAAGAAUCGAUAAUCUCCUGACAAAAGAUAUUACUGAUUUCGGCAUUGCGUCCAAAGAAUUGGGACUAGGAAACGGACUCGGCCUUGACCUUAUCUCAGAUUUCAAUUCGGAUACGAUAUCCAACGACCUCUUGAAUAAUGAUGCACUUUUCUCUGAAAUCUAUAGAGAUAAUGACAUUGACCAGUCCGAAGGUUGGGAAACCUUAAUGAAGAGACUAUGCAUUUCCAAACCAAUCAAGGCAUAUCCGAAUCUACAAACUGACGGCAUUAACCCCCUAAUGAAUGAUAAUUUCAAUUCCAUUAUUAAUGGUAAUGUUAACUGUGUUGGACCAACGCACCUGAAUGGAAAUAUCGUCAACCUCAAUGUUGGAAAUUGCAAUGGAAUCAAUACCAGCAUUGUAAAUGGAAACAGUGCGGGUAUUGAUUCGGGGAACGAACCAAAUAAUUCAGGAAUACCAGUAAAGAACAAAGAUAACCUGCCAACCAUUCUCCCCGCAGACCCAAACCUAGGUUUUAAGAAGACAUCAUUAUGCAAAUACUGGCAAAGAGGAAUUUGCGCUAAUGAUGACUGCAACUUUGCACACGGAAAGAAGGAGCUUAGAUCCACCAUUGGAGUCUGGAGAACAACCAUCUGCCACCAUUGGAAAACAGGAGUAUGCCGAGUUGGAAAAGACUGCAGACACGCUCACGGUGAGGAAGAGUUACAGCCCAAGAACAUCCCAGCCAACGUUUUGAAAAACAAACUCCUGAACUCUGCCAGGAAAUAUGAGUACAUGAGAAAGAAGAAAAGCACCUUUUAA